Messenger RNA from Cheilinus undulatus (humphead wrasse), 3776 nucleotides. It is a transcript of the gene qsox1, whose product is annotated as quiescin Q6 sulfhydryl oxidase 1. Gene Ontology annotation, molecular function: flavin-dependent sulfhydryl oxidase activity; protein disulfide isomerase activity. NCBI's taxonomy places the organism in Eukaryota, Metazoa, Chordata, Actinopteri, Labriformes, Labridae. Gene Ontology annotation, cellular component: Golgi membrane. The transcript is spliced from 13 exons. The record is from RefSeq and is a predicted model, not a curated record. Gene Ontology annotation, biological process: protein folding. The coding region runs from base 222 to 2621 and encodes 799 amino acids.
UAGAGUAGGUAAGUUUGGAAGUGGGAGGGUGAGCAGCUCUCUUCCAACUGUAUUUUGGUCAGGCACAAGUAGGUGGACGAGGGGAGGAUCCGUGAGGUCUGCCGCUGGCUUGGGAAAAGAAAGAGGAGAAGUUGUGUCAAGUUUUAGUGGCACGGAGGUGGAAACUCUCCGCGUGAGGACCAACGGUCGGUUAGCUACAGCAGCUCGAACCGAAGAGGAAGAUGGCGCGGCGCUGCAACCGUGCCACGUCUCGGUCUAAUCAUGAAAUACAAAUAUGCUCCAGUAAGGUAGCAACGUCUGCAGUUUGGUUGUGUUUCUGUCUCGUUUUACCCUCUGCCGCAAGGGCUGGACUGUACACCGCUACUGAUCAAAUCGUCUUAUUGGGUCAGGAAAAUGUUGACUCAGUUUUGAACUCUCCAGCAGCUAUGGUGGUGGAGUUUUACGCUUCGUGGUGUGGACACUGCCACAACUUUGCUCCUUAUUACAAGGAACUGGCUCUGACCAUUGCACGAUGGAAGCUAUGUUUAGGCAUAGCAGCUACAGACUGUGCUGAUAUCAAGAACUCGCCGAUCUGCCGUAAGCACAAAGUAACGUCAUACCCCACUGUAAAGUACUUCCACAGUACUUCCACUGGUUCAAAGUCCAAUGAUACAGCAAAGACCCUUUCAGUUUUACCUCGGGAUGCCACGCGGCUUCGCCACAUUCUCAUAGACCUUCUAGAGACCUCUGAAACCACCUGGCCUCCUCACUGCCCCCCACUGGAGCCCAUCAGUGCAGCAGAGAUUGACAUCUUCUUUGAGACUAACAACGUUCUGUACCUCGCUCUGAUCUUUGAGGAAUCUGAGUCCUACAUUGGCCGAGAGGUGACCCUGGACAUGCUGCAGUUUGAGAACAUUGCUGUGCGAAGAGUCCUGAGCACUGAGGAUGUGGUAUCUAAACUGGGAGUGACUGAAUUUCCAUCCUGCUACCUCUACUAUCCUGGAGGCAACUUUUCCAGACUUCAAGUCCACUUAGAGGCCCGUGAUUUCUACACUUCUGCUCUCCAAAGGCUACCAGGGGUGAUGCGAUCAGGAAAGCCUCCACCAGCCCCCAUAGACACCCACAACAAUGACACAAAGGAGCCCUGGAUACCAUUCAACAGGUCCAGGGUGUACAUGGCCGACCUAGAGUCAGUACUGCACUAUUCUCUGCGUGUGGAGGUGGCUGUUCAUACUGACAUCUCUGGACAUGCCCUUAAUGCCCUCAGGAAGUUCAUCGCUGUGCUGGUUAAGUAUUUUCCAGGGCGUCCGAUCGUGAUGAACCUCUUGGAAUCUUUAAAUUCUUUUCUGGAUAAGGCUGAUGAGGUGGUUUUAUAUGAGGCACUCAGAGAGAUAAUUGAUAACGUCACACAGUCACCAGACUCUGCUUUGCCUGAAGGCGUGCGAUGGGUGGGCUGUCAGAGUUCACAACCAAACCUAAGACGGUACCCAUGUGGAGUGUGGACUCUCUUCCAUGUUCUUACUGUCCAGGCCAUGAACAAGGGUUGCACAGAUCCCCUGGAGGUGCUGGGUGCAAUGAGGAGCUAUGUCCGCAACUUUUUUGGCUGCAGGGAGUGUGCCAGGCACUUUGAGAACAUGGCGAGGGAGAGUCUGAUGAAUGUGAACACGGUGUCAGGAGCGGUCCUUUGGCUUUGGUCAAGACACAAUCGUGUCAACAACAGACUGGCAGGUGAUUUGACUGAAGACCCUGACUUCCCAAAGAUCCAGUGGCCUUCUCCAGACAUGUGUCCAUCCUGUCACUCAGUGACGGAGAGAAGGGAGCACAAGUGGAACAAAGAGCAGGUUCUCUCCUUCCUCCUGUUCUACUUCUCAUCCAGCAGGAUCCUCAAUGAUUACCUGGAGGAUGAGAGUCAAAUUCUUGAAAAUCACAGGCUUGAACGUGAGAGACAGCAAGCUUUGAAGGAACAGAAACAUAAGAGGAUGGUGAGGGAGGCAGUGGACACCACAACCCCCCCGCCAUCACAGGAAGAGGAAGAAGAGGGUCCACAGGAAGAAGUAGUGACUGAUCAGCUGGUAGGAGGUGGGGAAGCAGCGGAGAUGGAGGCUAAACCGACCCAUCAGGCCAAAACUGGAAUAGUGGUGGGAAGAGGCCAGUGGCGGGGCCAAGGGAAGCCUAGCAUUGUGGGAAUGAAGAUGCGAGAGCAACCAGAGGACAUAGUGGAUCUGGAUUCAUUCAUCAACGAGCACUACAAGGCACAGGCGCUGCGAAUGGCUGCCUCCAGGGUCAAACAACGCACCUUACAGAGGAAGGUGGAGCAGGAGCCGGAGCCCGUGUUUGGGCUUGGCUUGGAGCUGGACGCCGGGCUCGGGAUGGUUGGCCUGCAGCCGGUGGACACAGACUUUGAGCCUGAACAGAAAAAGCGUAUACGGAAACGAGACCUGUCCGGCCAGUAUUUUGAGGAAGAGAUUAAGUUAAAUCACAGAAGACGCGGGAUGAUGUCGGCACUGAGCAUUGGCUUCUCCAAACUGGACAUAAGCUUAUGUGUCAUUCUUUACUUCUUGUCCUGUAUGUGUCUUCUAGGCAUGUACCUCUUCUUCAAAAACCGCCUCAGGCUACGGCGGGCUAAGGUAGUCUCCCCCUAAACCAAAGUGCAGAAAAAAUAUACCUAAAUGGGCAAUGGUAAGCAUUCAUUAGGGUCAUCAAGGCUAAGAUUUAGGUUAAGGGGAUGUGUCAAGAUUAGUGCCAUCUUAGGACGUCCACUUAACUGUAACCUGCUGCCGUAGGAGGCAACUGUGUGUUGUAGCCUCAGUCUUUUAGAAGUGUGACUAACCUAAGAGGAGGAGGAAGAAAAAAAAAGAAGUGCCUUCAAAUCUUUAACUAGCAGGUAUGUUAUCCCACCUAACACUUGACCUGAGAUUCUCAGGCAAAAUCAAUUCAUAUAAAUCAUAAGUCUACAUCUCUGUUUGGGGGUUGUUGUGAGGGGUUUUGCCUUAGUUUGGAUUUUUUUCAGAUGCUUUAAUUGUGUGACCACUUAUGAAGGAUUAAACCUGAUAAAACAUGGAGAUUUCAUUUAAAUGAAGUUAAUGCAACUAAUUUUAUUUCACUAAGAGAUUCUUGUUGCUUUACUCACAUUAAUGUCAUUUCUAGCAGACAUUUUUUUAUUUCUUCAAUUUUUUUAAUAUCUCAUUUAAGAGUGAAGGCAUCCUCCACUGCUACUCUGUGUACCUUUGACCCCAAAGCAUAGCUUCAAUGCAAAUUAUUUAAUAUCACAAAGUAUUUUUUGAAUAAUUUAAGCACAUGGGUGAUUAUUUAGUGAUGUGAGAAUAUUUGUUCUGUUGUAUCUUAAAUGCAAGUGAACUUUCUCCUGCAGUUUUGUGUUUAGUUUCAGUAGUAAUCAUGUAGUGUAAGAGGAAGUCCCUUUCUUUUAUCUUCAGUUUGUCAAAGGAUGAGUUAUAUCUAUUUAUGAAAUACUGUGAAUGGAUGUGUAGUUCAACACUAAGUGCCACCAAAGAGGAGCAAAUCUCCUCUAUUCUUCAGCUCUUUUCAAACGAACACUACAUGAAUGUUAUGUCUCAACUUUGAAAAUGACAUCACACUGCUGAGUCCAGAUAACAGCUGCUCUGGUUCUUUUUGACGUGUUGUGGAGCAACACAAAUCUUCACACUGGACCAGGUGUUGAAAUAAGCAGGGUUUGAUUUUGCCUUGUGUCCACAACAUAGAAUAUUAGAUUGGAAACUCUCAAAAACACAGUUUUUCUCAUGGCGUGUCUGAAUCAAUAAAAUUAUUUUUGAUAAGGA